Myripristis murdjan (pinecone soldierfish) is the source of this 1812-nucleotide messenger RNA. RefSeq names its product polymerase (DNA directed), epsilon 2 (gene pole2). Gene Ontology annotation, cellular component: epsilon DNA polymerase complex. Gene Ontology annotation, biological process: DNA-templated DNA replication; error-prone translesion synthesis. The record is from RefSeq and is a predicted model, not a curated record. The transcript has 19 exons. NCBI's taxonomy places the organism in Eukaryota, Metazoa, Chordata, Actinopteri, Holocentriformes, Holocentridae. Gene Ontology annotation, molecular function: DNA binding. Bases 71 to 1657 code for a protein of 528 amino acids.
CCGGAAGUGAUGAAAUACACGCGGAAGUUGAUAUUUAGCGCCAAAGCUUGAGUUGACAACAUCGGUGGUCAUGGAUGUUGCUCGCAAAAUAAAGACGAAAGUGUCCGCAGGCUUCAAGAUGCGGGGACUUAUGCUGCGACCUGAAGCCAGCAGGUAUCUUGUGGAGGUGCUGCAGUCCGUCAGUCCCGCAGACUUGGAUGAUGUUGUCGAAAAGGUCUUGGAUGCAGUGGAGAAGCAGCCGUUGUCCUCCAGUAUGAUAGAGUUGGCCGUGGUGGAAAGUGCUGUGCAGGACUGCAGUCAGUCUUGUGAUGAGGCCAUCGAUAACGUUUUCAACAUCAUUGGAGCUUAUGAUGUGCCCCGAUUCAUUUACAGUGUGGAGAGGAAGAAAUUUGUACCCAUCCAUAUGACCAAUCACGCAGCGCCAAGUGUGUGUGGUCUGGCCAGAGACAAGGCUGAACUCUUCAGGGAGCGAUACACAAUGCUGCAGCAGAGAACCUAUCGGCAUGAGCUCUUCACCCCACCUGCAAUAGGAGCUGCUGUUGAAGAAGGCAGGAACAAAUUUCAGCUGAAGACAGUUGAAGCACUACUGGGCAGCACUGCUAAACUGGGAGAGGUCAUCGUACUGGGGAUGAUCACACAACUGAAAGAGGGUAAAUUCUACCUUGAGGACCCAAGUGGGACAGUGCAGCUGGACAUGUCCAAGGCACAGUUUCAUAACGGCCUGUACACAGAAUCCUGCUUCGUACUGGCAGAGGGCUGGUAUGAGGACUCGGUGUUCCACGUUAACGCUUUCGGGUUCCCACCAACAGAACCAUCUUCAACCACAAGGGCGUACUACGGCAAUAUCAACUUCUUCGGCGGUCCAUCCACCACAUCGGUGAAGGCGUCUGCCAAGCUGAAGCAGCUGGAGGAGGAGAACGAGGACGCCAUGUUUGUAAUUGUCUCUGACGUUUGGCUGGACAGCGUAGAGGUGAUGGAGAAGAUCCACGUCAUGUUCUCAGGGUAUGCUGCAAUGCCUCCUACCUGUUUCAUCUUCUGCGGAAACUUCUCUUCUGCCCCCUACGGGAAAACACAGAUCAAAUCACUCAAAGAGUCAUUGAAGGCUCUUGCUGAUGCCAUAUGUGCGUACCCCAGCAUCCACAGCAGUAGUCGCUUUGUGUUCAUCCCCGGCCCUGAAGACCCCGGUCCCAGCACCAUCCUACCAAGGCCUCCCUUGGCAGAUCUCAUCACCGAGGAGUUCAGACAGAGGGUGCCGUUCUCCGUGUUCACUACCAACCCGUGCAGGAUCCAGUACUGCAGCCACGAGAUUGUCAUCAUCAGAGAAGACCUGGUCAACAAGAUGUGCAGGAACUGCGUCCGCCUGCCCAAUAACAAUCUUGACAUUCCAAACCAUUUUGUGAAGACCAUCCUGUCCCAGGGUCACUUGACUCCUCUGCCUCUGUAUGUCAGUCCUGUAUACUGGGCGUAUGACUACACCCUGUCCAUCUACCCGGUCCCUGAUGUCAUAGUCUUCGCUGACAAAUACGAUCCCUUCACCAUCACAAACACAGACUGCAUCUGCGUCAACCCGGGGUCGUUUCCAAGAAGUGGCUUCUCAUUCAAGGUGUAUUACCCAUCUAACAGAACUGUUGAAGACAGCAAACUUCAAGGGCUCUAAAGAAAAUAACGGAUUUCCAAGUGGAUCCACUCUCACACUUGUUCCAUACAGUGCUUUUGUAAGAUAGGUUUAAAAUCAACUGUUAAUCAACCUUUUUUUGUGUUUUAUUUUAUGUAUAGCUUUUCUAUCAUGGAUAAUAAAAGUCUGGAUUCCUU